Molecule: messenger RNA, 1750 nt
Organism: Cynara cardunculus var. scolymus (artichoke)
Lineage: Eukaryota; Viridiplantae; Streptophyta; Magnoliopsida; Asterales; Asteraceae
Product: protein MANNAN SYNTHESIS-RELATED 1-like
Exons: 6
Coding region: 200-1450 (416 amino acids)
Source: RefSeq, a predicted model, not a curated record
GCUUCAAUUUCAUCUCAGCUGCCCUUCCCCUCAAAUUCGUUUUGUAGAUCCAAAUCUUGUAAAUUUAUUAUCAAGAAACAACUACGUCAUCUCUUGUCUUUUUAUCUUUUUGGGUGUUGUGGUCUUACAAAGACCCACUCUUUCAUGGUAGCAGAUUAGCAAUAGAGAGAGAGAUAGAGAUAGGAAGGAUCUGAAGCAGAUGGGGAUAGAUCCGAGGCAAAUAGUGGCAGGAGUGCUUACACUCACCAUGUUUCUAAUGCUUGCUAACAUGAUUAAGCGUGACCACUUUGAUGCUCCCAUUUCUCAUCAUCAUCAGGUGAACCACGUAGCCCAACCUUUUGAUGAUUCAGACCAGACCCUUUCUAAUACUGCUGGUGAUGCCCCUUGGAAGGAGGAAACUCUGGGUCUUAAACCUUGUUGGUCUAACCCACCCUCGGAAGAUAUAGAUGAAUCCAAAGGCUUUGUCACUUUCUCAUUAACUAAUGGACCUGAAUACCAUGUUUCCCAGAUUGCUGAUGCAGUAGUAGUGGCAAGAUACCUAAAGGCAAGUCUUGUAAUUCCAGACAUUAGAGGAACCCAUCCUGGUGAUUGGAGGAACUUUGGAGACAUUUAUGACAUUGAGAAGUUUGUAAAUAGUCUGGAUGGAGUUGUCAAAGUAGUUAAAACCCAACCUUCGGAGUUAUCAUCAAAAAAUCUUGCUGUUAUCAGGGUUCCUAAUCGAGUCACUCAAGACUACAUUGCCGAAAACAUUGAACCAGUUUUUCAAACCAAGGGAAAUGUAAGGCUGGCAACAUAUUUCCCAUCUGUCAACAUGAAAAAGAUCAAGACUGAACAAGAUGACAACAGAAAUUCAAUUGGAUGCUUGGCCAUGUAUGGAGUUCUUGAGCUACAACCAGAUGUUCAGGAAGUGGUAGAUUCAAUGGUUGACCGUCUUAAAACUCUAAGUCGCAAGUCCGAUGGCCAGUUUGUAGCAGUGGACUUGAGGCUUGAUAUGUUAGACAAAAAGGGUUGCCAAGGAGAUGAUGCUGGAUCAAAGAAAUGUUACAGUCCGCAAGAGAUUGCACUAUUUCUGAGAAAGCUUGGUUUUGACAAGGAUACUGCCAUAUAUUUGACACAAUCGCGAUGGGAUAGCAGUCUUGAUGCUUUGAAGGACCUCUUCCCCAAAUCUUACACAAAGGAGGGCAUAAUGCCCAUGGACAAGAAGUCAAAAUUCCUCGAGUCCGAGUAUGAGAAGGUUAUCGACUUCUACAUCUCAUCUCAGAGUGAUGUAUUUGUGCCAGCAAUCUCAGGCUUGUUUUAUGCUAAUGUUGCUGGUAAAAGAAUAGCUUCAGGCAAGACUCAAAUACUGGUUCCUGCAAACAUUCCUCCAGCUUCUUCUGCUUCUGUAGCCAAUUAUGUCUCCCAUUAUGUUUCAAAGAAGAAUCACAUGGCCUAUUCAUGUUUCUGCUAGCUGCGAAAAUUUUCCUAGCAAGCAGUUUAUAAGACAUCCUCCCUUCAAAUCAACAGCAUAAUCAAUCCACUUCCAAGAAGACAGGAAGUUUGAUCGGAUGUUAUUUUUGUUUUCUUUGAUUGAUUUUUAUUUUAUUUUAUCAAGGCUCUUGAGAGAGCAGCAAGCUUCUCUAAAAUAUAGUGUUCAAAUGUGUUGUCUUUACUUUAUGUAACUACCUUUUUUACAUCAGAAAACCUUUUAGUGUGCAAGUGUUUUCACAACUUUGUAUUUCUGUUCCUUGAUAUUAAAAUCUAUUGCCUA